CAACCUCGAUCAAAUUUUGUUGCAGCUUGUAUUCGCAUAGAAGCGUUUUCGGAAAAUAAAAACCACCACCGUGCUUUGUAUUAUCAAAAUGGUCAGCAAACUAGAUGUAGUUGAGCGUGAAGUGGCUACCGAUAAGAAACGCCGUAAGACUAGCGUAACUAACUCGGCAGAGAAUGUCCUAGCGACCGCUAAAGUGAACAAGGAAGACGUUUACAUGAAUACUAUCGCAUGUGAGGAGCAGGAAUCUAUUGGAAGGUCUCCAGCUAAAGAUGCCCAACUAUUUCACAAUACGUGCGAGGAACUGAGAAUCUUAUUCGGAGAGAUAGCCAAGCUAAAGUUAGAAAGCAGCGAAGAUUCAAAGGGCAAAAUGACGGAAAAACGUAUUGAGGGAUCGUUGGCAUUUGUGCUGUUAAAAAAAUUGAACAGAUUAGAUAAAGUGCGUAUUCGCGAUGGUCGCGAUGCUCUGCACAAAGAAAAACUACGUGUAGACAGCAACCGACUGCAGCUACAAAAUCUUCUGUACGAAGCUGAGCAUUUAAAGCGUGAAGUGCAGCGAUGUUAUCUUUUCAAGAGUCAAGACGAAGAAAUUGAACUGGUUCCGGUAGAAGAGUUUUAUGAACGAGCUCCGGAAACUGUUUCUCGUCCGGAUCAUACAAAAACAGACGAACAUAUCCGUCGCAUCGCCCGGCUAGAGUGGGAACUACAACAACGGAAAGAACUCGACGCACAACUAAAGAAACUACAAACACUGAAAGAUGCAGUUCAAAAGGAUAUCGUUUCCAAAACUGAAAGACUUGAAUCUUUGGGGCCCCGUCUACGAGAGCUACUCGUUGCAACAAGACCCCUGCAAGAGGCUUUGGAAAUGCCCAUCGAAAGUGGAUGGGAAAUACUGAAGACCGUGAGGCUUUUAUCUCAACCAUUAUAUUUAUUGUAUGCUAACGUAUCGGCCUACGGAGAAGCUUGUGACAACCUUAUCUCUGCCACGAUUCAAGGCGACGAAGAAGAAGCUAAACAGCUGGAAAAUUCUCUUCAAGAUGAUGAUUCUUUGAACCAUGGAUGUAACGAUUCGGGGGUCUGCAACUUCCGUGAUCGCGGAGAUUCAGACAACGAAGAAAACGAGCAUGAGCAAGAGCGUGGUAUGAAAAAACGCGGUCAUCAUCGCGGGCAGACCAAGGCGAACCUGGCUGAGAUCCGGAAGGAAAGACUAUUUAAAGUGCAUCCCCUCAGUGUAACAAUCACCGUUCGAACACAGGAUCAAUCGUCAAUGCCAUCGGACACUCAAACUGGACCUGGACUUGCACUGACCUUUUCUUACUUGCCCAACAUGAACGUGGUAACGGUAGAUUGUGCGUUAACAGGGAUACAGAUAUCAGGCGUUGCCGCUGGAGACGUCUUGGCCGUGGAAACGAUAUUAAAUGAACUGUUUCCUGGAGACAACGGCGAUGAGAGCCCAAAUCCUAAAACAAAAUAUCAGCUUCAGGAGCUGUCUAUUGAAACACCACUACAAAUGGGGAAGCUGUUGGUUGAAAGUAACCUCGGAAGAUCAUUCCGUUGGGUACAAGAGCUGUGUGGACUGGAAUUUAUUUCCUCCUCUUACGAAUGCCGACGUGAUCGAUACACUGGUACCAAAACCACAAAUGCGAAUGGUUGUCAUGAAACUAUUCCAUCUAUUAUUCGCGCCAUACGGAACCGAUGGGAGUCGAGACUUAAAUUGUACAAACAGAUCCAUGAUCUGGAGAGCAAACUUAUCGAUACAUCCACUAACGAUGAGCGAGGACAUUCAAUCCGUAUUUCCAGCUCGCUGCUACAGUGGAGCUCGAUUUCGUUCGAAGAUUACGUCGCAUCUGGAGUGGCCAACGGAUUUGUUGAAGAUUCCGUUGCCACUGACAAAGAUUUGUACUUCCGUGCAAUCGUUAUACGCGGUUCUGCCAAACUUGAAUGUUACAUUUGUGUAUCAUGCCGGUAUCCGGAGGCUUCACCGUUGUGGUCGCUGUCGUUGAAUUGGAAUGGAAAACAUACUGCCGCUGGCAAUAGCUCCGUUAGAGAAAUGGAAUACUGGGUAAAUACCCUGUCAGCAAAAGACCACCCUCACAAUGUUCUGCCAAUGCAGCUUAAACGAGCAAUGUCUUGCUUGGACGUAUAUCUUGAAACAGAUGGCCAAUUUUACACACCAGCAGAGUUUACGCAAGAUAAAACCUUCCUAAAGCCUUACCGUGGACGAAGCCGCGCUAAACCUUUUCGCAUUGCACCUAAUGGUAGCAGCUCCCUGUUUACGCAAAUAUAAAAAAAACAAGUUGUCAAGUAAAUCUAUCAAGUUAUACGGAAGUGGUUAAAAGAAUUGUAAUAAAACAAUAUUAA
This is a messenger RNA of Anopheles coustani, 2358 nucleotides long. It is a transcript of the gene thoc5, whose product is annotated as THO complex subunit 5 homolog. Gene Ontology annotation, cellular component: THO complex part of transcription export complex. The record is from RefSeq and is a predicted model, not a curated record. The transcript is spliced from 4 exons. Bases 89 to 2284 code for a protein of 731 amino acids. Lineage: Eukaryota; Metazoa; Arthropoda; Insecta; Diptera; Culicidae. Gene Ontology annotation, biological process: positive regulation of DNA-templated transcription, elongation; mRNA export from nucleus. Gene Ontology annotation, molecular function: mRNA binding.